AAUUAACGAUAUUUUUUAUACAAAAUUCUCGGCACCAACGUUACAAUUGAUAACUCCGGCAACUGCGCUAUCUUGUCAAGAAAAAUAAUAAUAGCUCCUGUCACGAUUUCAGUGUUCAAACAUCGCACGUUUAAAGUUGUUGGAUUGUAGUGUUUAUCUAUAGUGUUUUUAAGUGUUGAAUAAAUAUUAUAUUUAUUAAAAAUGUCAGCAUCACCGAUAGCGAGACAAGCUGUAGAAAGCCAAGCUAUACCAAUUAGAAGAGUUUUAAUUAAUGAUCAUUCCGAAUUACCCGCUCAUUAUUCUUCAACACCUGGAGGGACUCUAUUUUCGACUACCCCUGGAGGUACGAAGAUAGUCUACGAAAAAUCUGUUCUACUUACUUUAAGAAAUUCACCGAUAUCCAAAACACCACCACAAUUUGAAAUACCAGAUAGUAUUUUAGGAAACUCGAAUAAAAACACAAAAAAAACAGGUGAUCAAAAACGACCCAAUAAAGCAAGAAAGUCGAAACCUGAAAUCAACCACAAUAGCUCAGAGGACCAAUUCGACAUGGAACUUUAGUAUUAUUAUCAACGACCUGAAAAAAAUAAUCUAGGCUAGAUUUGAAAAAUUUACUAGUUGAAGUUUUAAUUACAGAACUUCGGUUGAAGAGGGAAUACAAAAAUUGAAACUUAUUGUGUUCAAUUAAAUUAAUAUAGUAAUAAGUCAUUUUAUUUAGAUUUUAAUAUUAAACUUCCCCUUUACUUAUAGUGUAACAAAAUAUAAAUAAAAUAAGUCGCCGUCAUUAGUAUAAAUUGGUUUUCCACAGAAUCUAUGAAUUUCUGUUUUAUGGUGAGCAGAUGGUUGUCUUAGAUAGGGAGGUGGUGGCAAUUUAGGUACAUAAUUUUAUCGUCGUUGAUACCAAGACUUAAUGUAGUCUGCACCUAUGUUAAGUAAAAAAAUAAGUGGCAGGCUCAGGUAGCUUUGAUUUUUUUUUUAUAAAUAAUUUCGUAAUAGUUUAGACAGUGAAAUCAGGAUUGUGGUAAUUUAUAUUAAAAUGUAGUAGGUACAAUAUCAUUCUAUCGUCUUUUUGAAAAUUAUUUUUGUUUUAUAGAUUAUUUGUGAAUAUGAGAAGGAAGCUUUUAAAUAUAAUAUACUAAACAAAUUGGUAA
Molecule: messenger RNA, 1151 nt
Organism: Diorhabda carinulata
Lineage: Eukaryota; Metazoa; Arthropoda; Insecta; Coleoptera; Chrysomelidae
Gene: Thor
Product: eukaryotic translation initiation factor 4E-binding protein
Exons: 2
Coding region: 202-561 (119 amino acids)
Biological process (GO): negative regulation of translational initiation
Cellular component (GO): cytoplasm
Molecular function (GO): eukaryotic initiation factor 4E binding
Source: RefSeq, a predicted model, not a curated record